This is a messenger RNA of Cygnus olor (mute swan), 7510 nucleotides long. It is a transcript of the gene ZBTB41, whose product is annotated as zinc finger and BTB domain containing 41. Lineage: Eukaryota; Metazoa; Chordata; Aves; Anseriformes; Anatidae. Gene Ontology annotation, molecular function: DNA-binding transcription factor activity, RNA polymerase II-specific; protein binding; RNA polymerase II transcription regulatory region sequence-specific DNA binding. Gene Ontology annotation, cellular component: nucleus. Bases 259 to 2973 code for a protein of 904 amino acids. The record is from RefSeq and is a predicted model, not a curated record. The transcript has 11 exons. Gene Ontology annotation, biological process: regulation of transcription by RNA polymerase II.
AGGGGUGCGGCCAUUUUGUGUCCCGCUCGGCGGGGCGUCGCGGUCGCCCGGUAAAAGAGGCGGGCCCCAGGCGCCCUCUUUGCCCCCAAGCUCGGUGCUGCGGAGUGGGGAGGGCCACUAUGGGCCGAGCCCGGGCUCCGCGAUUAUGAAAUUCAUGUUCAGUGUUUUCUCAAGGAGGUCUGAAGCAGAAGUGAGUCCUCACGAGAAUUUUUUUUCGAUCACCUAUGAAGCUCCUGAUUUUAAAGUUGCACUUCUGCAAUGAAGAAGAGGAGACGGCUCGCUGCAAAUCUAAACGAAAAGGUUCAUCUUGGCCAUGAGAAAGAUACUUCAGAUCAGAUUCUUGUAGUAGACUGUGCUCAAGAAAUUGUUGCAAAGUCUGCAGAAAUAGCCCCUGCAGAUCAGCUCGAAUCUUCCCAAGAAUUUUCACCAUCAUCGGAACAAAGGAAGUUACUGAGCUCCUUACAGUAUAACAAAAAUCUACUUAAAUAUCUGAAUGAUGAUAGACAGAAGCGUCCAUCAUUUUGUGAUUUGCUCAUCAUUGUAGAAGGAAAAGAAUUUAGUGCUCACAAAGUUGUAGUAGCUGUUGGGAGUAGUUAUUUUCAUGCCUGUUUGAGCAAAAAUCCAAGCACCGAUGUUGUCACACUAGAUCAUGUAACUCAUUCUGUCUUUCAGCACUUGCUUGAGUUUCUGUACACCUCUGAGUUCUUUGUGUAUAAAAAUGAAAUUCCACUGGUGCUGGAAGCAGCAAAGUUUUUGGAUAUUAUAGAUGCAGUGAAGUUACUAAAUAAUGAAAGUGUUUCUAGCGUACAGUCUGAUGUGGUAACUGAUGUACCACCAGUAGAAACACUCAAUGAACUGACUGGUAAACUGUUAAAUAGUCAUCAGUGCACUUUUUGUGGUCGAAAUUUCUGUUACAAGAAGUCCUUAGAAAAUCAUUUGGCUAGAGCCCACAGAUCCCUUUCGCUGGAAAGAAAACAUGGGUUAAAAAUGGUUGAGAAAGCAGGCUUUUCUACUAGGCGAUCUACGAGAAACCGCAAAUGUCCAGCUAAAUUUGAUAACAGUGACAGCGAAAGUGGUGAUGCAUCUGACAGCAAUUUGGAAAAAGUUAGUUCUGACAAGGAAACAUCUGAUAGAAGUGAAUUUGAAGACAGUGGAAGUGAAAGCAAUGUUGAUGAAGAAGGACAGGAGGAAGAAAUGUCAGGUGAAGAUUCAGACACUGAAGAGCAAAGUGAAAAGGAACAUGAUACUGAAGAGGGUUCUGAGACAGUUGAUUCAGUGGGAAAUAUUCCUGAAGGCUUAGCUCCAGUUGUCAUUCAGAGCGGUAGCAAAAAACUACUGCAGUGUCCCAAGUGUGACAAAAAAUUUGAUCGAAUAGGCAAAUAUGAGAGCCAUACACGUGUACACACGGGUGAGAAGCCUUUUGAAUGUGAUAUAUGUCACCAGCGCUACUCAACAAAGUCCAACCUGACAGUGCACAGAAAGAAACACUCUAGUGAUACGGACUUCCAUAAAAAGGAACACAAAUGUCCUUACUGCAAUAAGCUGCAUGCAAGCAAGAAGACAUUAGCAAAACACGUAAAGAGAUUUCAUCCAGAGAAUGUACAAGAAUUUCUUUCUAUUAAAAAGACAAAGAGUGAAGGUUGGAAAUGUGAUAUUUGUAAGAAGUCCUUCACUCGCAGACCUCAUUUAGAAGAGCAUAUGAUCCUUCAUUCUCAGGAUAAACCCUUUAAGUGUACCUACUGUGAAGAGCACUUUAAAUCCCGCUUUGCAAGACUGAAACAUCAAGAAAAAUUCCAUCUCGGGCCUUUUCCCUGUGACAUUUGUGGCCGUCAAUUUAAUGAUACAGGAAAUCUGAAACGCCAUAUAGAAUGUACUCAUGGAGGAAAGAGAAAAUGGACGUGUUUCAUCUGUGGAAAGUCUGUUAGGGAACGAACAACUUUGAAAGAACAUCUGAGAAUUCAUAGUGGAGAGAAGCCUCAUCUCUGCAGUAUUUGUGGGCAGAGUUUUCGUCAUGGAAGCUCUUACAGACUUCAUCUAAGAGUCCACCAUGAUGACAAGAGAUAUGAAUGUGAAGAAUGUGGGAAAACGUUUAUUCGGCAUGACCAUCUGACAAAACACAAAAAAAUACACUCAGGUGAAAAAGCACAUCAGUGUGAAGAAUGCGGAAAAUGUUUUGGCCGUAGAGAUCACCUCACUGUUCACUAUAAAAGUGUUCAUCUAGGAGAAAAAGUUUGGCAGAAAUAUAAAGCAACAUUUCACCAGUGUGAAGUCUGUAAGAAAGUUUUUAAAGGGAAAUCGAGUUUGGAAAUGCAUUUUAGGACACAUUCAGGUGAGAAACCAUACAAGUGUCAAAUCUGUAAUCAGUCUUUUAGAAUUAAGAAGACAUUAACAAAACACAUGGUUAUUCAUUCAGAUGCUCGACCUUUUAAUUGCCAACACUGCAAUGCAACGUUUAAACGAAAAGACAAGCUGAAAUAUCAUAUUGAUCAUGUUCAUGGAACAAAGGCUGCAGAAGAGGCAUUGACAUCUUCUUCAGAGGAAAAGCUAGUCUCCUUACCAGUACAAUACACCUCUGAUGACAAAGUUUAUCAAACUGAGGCUAAACAGUAUGUGGAACAGUCCAAAACAUAUCAGUCGGAAGCCAAAACUUUGUUACAGAAUGUACCUACGGAAGUAUGUGUGCCAGUGACUCUGGUACCAGUUCAGAUGUCUGAUCCUCAAGCUGACCUAGUACAGCAUACGACUCAUUCACAUGGCAUUCUUCCUCCGCAGCCUGAGCAGGCAGAUUAUCAACGAGCAGCAGAUCUGUCAUUUCUAGAGAAAUAUACUCUUACUCCACAACCUGCAAAUAUUGUUCAUCCUGUAAGGCCUGAGCAAAUGUUGGAUCCUAGAGACCAGUCAUAUCUUGGAACUUUACUGGGGCUGGAUACAGCUCCUACUGUACAGAAUAUUUCAAAUAAUGAACAUUCAUGAUCAGAGCAUAACAUUCCACCUAAUUUACUGAGCCAUUAGCCAACAGAAGGCUGAUAUGGCAAUUAAGAUUUCUAUUUUAUAUUUUAUUUGGACUCAUGAGUCUUCUGCAUAGUUUUUGGAAAAACAGGUUUGUUUACAUAAUAUUUGAACAUUUAGGCACACUGAUGCAUACUGAGAGAGUGUUUCUUGUGAUUUUAAGAGUUUAUAAAAAUCUUAUAGAUGGUCUUUUAGAAAUUAUGCUCUGAAAUAUCUUUUAAGGAUGGUUGCUGAAAAAAUAUAGUUACUUAUCUGACUAUUAAUUUAAAAAAUCGUUUGCCUUUUUGUAUCUCACGAUGAGUUAAUAUUACAUGUGUAAUAGAAAUCAUACUGGAAGAAUAAGGACUAUAUCAGAUUCAUUAGAAGCGGUAAGGGUAGGCAGGGGUGCAAAACACAAACUUCAAAUUAUGCUUCACAUAUGAAUUAAGAUUGAACCCUCAGGCAUUUUUGGAGGGUUUUCAAAUCUCUGGUUUUAAAGAUUCUGGAGCCACGUUAGUGGAUAUGGGAAUGAGAUAAUUCUGAAAAGCAAUUCAGUUAUUCCAUUAACACACAAAAGGGGGAACUGUAGAGAACUCCCUAAGAAUAAUUAGGCUACCUAAAUAAGGCAUCUUACUUCUUUCUUGGUCUUUAAUACUGAAUUAUGUGGGAAGAUGUAGACAAUGCUAUUGUCUAAUUUUCUACAGUUAGUCCUAUAUAAUUGUAGUAUGCAUUUUUUUCUUGCUUUUUUAUACAUAUUUGUCUUCUAAAGUGUGCCCCACACUCUAACUCUGAAAGAAAUGUUACAUAACCUAUGAUCAGUCAUAAAUAAUUGGCAUGGUUUAUCCUUGUUAGAGCAUAAAUUGUACUAGUGUCCCCCAAUAGUAUGCUUGUUUUCAAGCUGUCUGUGAUGAAGAAUAAAUUUAAAGGCAAUUAUUUCUAGAACAGCACUCAACCUUUAUUUAAAAAAGAAAUAAUCAGUAAUUAUAAAUCUCUUGUGAGUUGCUAACAAAAUUGAUUUUUCACUUGUACUGUUUAUAAACCGAAGUCAAGCUCUUGAGUGUUCUACGUCUUUAGUUAUUUUUAUUUACUAGAAAUAAGGUUCAAAAAUCCAUUUUGAACUACAAGUCUAGUGUAACUUACCAUGAAAUAUAAUUUAAGCUCAUCAGGCUAUUUUAAAUCUAAUUUAAAAAUUACACUUCUAUGUUUGUUUUGUGAAGAUCAUGCCAAAGAAGGUAUCUGAAGUCAUUUUAUAAUCUUUAUUAUUCCUCACAAGAAUUACAUUCUAAGACAAAAUUUUCUCCAUUUUCCCUAGAAAUCUGCUAUUCUUAAAUUAUUAUUUUAAAGUAACUUUAAAAUGGGAAACUGGAUGUAUGUAUAUUAUUGUAACUAUUGAAUUUAUCCACUGACCUGAACGCCACUGAUCUGUCAUGAAAAGCUCUUUUAUCAUCCCAGUUCUGUAAACUCUAAAUAACACUGAACGUGUUAAAUACUAUUCAAAUACUUUGUUGUUAGAUUCUUUUAAUCCUCAUCUACUUCACUGUUCAGUGGUUUGCAGGAGAGGGGCCAGAACUGUCCCAAUGUUCAUACUUUGAAGCUUGUGCCCUAUUGGAUUCUUGACACACCAAAGAUUUCUGUUAGCUGUUAAAUAGUGGCAGAGUUGUAGAAUUUUAAGUGUUACCGAUAUUUAAAUAGGACUUAGCCAAAGAAGCACAUAGAAGUCCUAAACUUUAAAAGUUCAGUUUCUGAAACAGGACUGCAUAUGUUUAACUGUUCUAUGUUUGUAUCUAUAAAGUAAAAUUUAGAGCUGUGCUUUGGGAAUGUUCAGACUGACAUGCUGUAAAUACGUCUGGUAAGAAGCUGAAUACUAGCAAUUACACAGCAAUAAUGAGGCCUUUGAAUGCCACCUUCCAAAAGGACACUAUCAAGUACUAUCCUUCCUGCUUUCGAACUCCACCUUUAUCUCAUUUCAAAAAUAAAACCGUUUCUGUCAUCUUUACACUCCAUGGCUUGAAAAUUGCUGUUUUAUGUGUAGUUUUCAAGUUAACAUGUAUGUAUCAUAUCCAUAUUACCAUGAGGACGUGAAACAUGAUUUCCAACAUCUGUAACAGUACAAUUAAAAAUAAACUCAUCAGUGGGGUCAGUGCAGUUCUCAGACUACAAAGCCUAACCCUUUGUUAUUUCUUGUCUUUUCUGUCCUACAAUAGAAGUAAGUAUUGUAGGAUUUUGAUAAAACAGUGGCUUAAGUAGUUGAUAACUACUUUUUCUUGUAAGGUCUAGUCCUUUUGCUAGGCAGUCUAGUAAAAUACUAAAACAGAAUUCAGAGCACAUUUACUUGAUAAUGUCCUUUUUAAAAUUCUUUCAUGACUGUGCCUUUUAUGUGUAUUCUGAAUAGUGGCUUUGUGUCUAGUUCAGUUCAUUAUUCAGAAAGAGUUAAGGUCAGUAUCUUCCAGAGGACUUCAUGUUUUUGGGUGCCCAACAAGAAAUAGACUUUAAAAGGACUUGUUUUUCAGAAGAAAAAAAAAAGAGCUCUAAUCUUUGCUGUUUGGGUGACCAGAAUUACUAGUCAUUCCUGAAAAAAAUUACCUACUAUUUCUUUGGUGAUCUUUUAUUUGCAGAUGGCAGAUUCAUGUUUUUACCUGCUGGUCAGGCUGGAUCAUUGCCAGUUGACAAUGAAAGAAAAUAGGAAAGCUUAUGUACUAGAUACAUAGUUGGUUUUUUUUGUCUGUUUUUUGUUUUAAUAUCACAAGCCAUAAUUUAUGGCUUUGCAUCUAUUUAAAUUCAUAUAUGAGCUAAGCACAUUUUCAUGGACUGGUACUUCAUUUGGUAGGUGGAAGUAGCUAAUCUCUGCUUGACGGAGGAUGGUUCCUUUUAGGUGUACUGGCGCUGAAGGACAGAUCUGAACCUCGCAGCUGCAUGGGUCAAAACUCCUUAGGUGUCUCGUACCUCCAUUUUAAUAUGUGUGUACUCAUUCAAUAGUGCAUGUCCUGUUAACCUGGGGGGCAUUUUUACAAUAAAGGCUGUGUUGUUUUUGGCAGUAAUUGACUCAGCUGGCUGUUUUUUGCCAAAGAGGGGAAGAAGCAGGUGUCUCUCAAAAUGUCUCUAAAGAUUGAUCAGUGGCACAUUGUAAAAUGUUGGUCUUUUCCACAUGCUGACCUUUGAGGAGAGGCAUAGAAAGUCCGUGUUGGUACUGUAAACUGCUGCGUAGUUCUGAGAACUUCCUGCACUCAUUCUGUAAACAUUGAAUUCCUUGGAUUUUGCUAAACAAUUUUAGUAAUUUCUCGUUGUUGACUGGAUUACUGCCCUUAUUUCUUUAAAUGGAUUUUAUAUUCAGUUUUAUUUAUUUAUACUGGAAUUUCCUCCUUGAGCACUGACACUUUUCUACAGAGGUAUGGCUGUAAUGGAUUCUUUUUAUUCUGAACAUCAGUAAUUAUAAUGGUGAUGAUACACCUUUUGUAAGGUUGGGGUUUCCUUAAAACAUAUAGUGUUACUUUAGCCUGAAUUGUAAUUUGGGUAAUUAUUUUUGAAGAUGGGUCAGGUCAAAACACAAUGACAGAGGAUUUAUUUGCUGUCAACAAAGUGCUAAGCUCAUUUUCAUAGUAACAGAUGUGAAAGUAUUCAGAAUACUGAAGAAUGCUUCAAAGGAGUCACAUUGUGUAACAUGCUUGAUCAAAUGUUGAAUGUUGUUGAGUGAUAAGGAAUAAAUGACCCUUAAGUUUGUUUAAAAAAUAAGAAUAAUAAUUUCUUUGUAAAAACUCAUGGAAAGAAAUAUUACAAUUCUGAGAAGGAUGUUGCAGAUGAAUGAUUUUUUUUUCCCCUUAACCAAAAAGAUGUGUUUUUUUUCUCUUUUUCUGUACUGAGCAUACAUGCUUACUAGAUUCCAGGCUGCAUGUUCUUCAUAUGACUUAAGGGAAGUCAUUUUUUUUUUCCCGUAUCAUCUCCCAAUGAUAUGCAUUGAAGAAGAAUACUUGCAGAAUAUAGUGCAGGGCAGUCACAGUGUUUAAGCCCAUAAGGAUCUUUUUCAUAGUUUGUAAGAAAUGUUUUGGCUUAAAACGAUUUGAAGCAUUAAAGAUGGUAAUAAUAGCAUAUUUUUUUGAAUCCUCCAUUACCAUUUUGGUCAUGUUUAAAUGUCGGUCGUUUUUUAUGAAACAAUAAGGUGAAAUAAACUCCAUAUUUUGUCACUGGUAUAUGAAAUACUGUGUUUUAAAUGUGGUCUGUGUAGGUUGAUAUUUUAGGUGGAAGACUUUAAGUACAGUCGUCUUUUUAGGAGAAAUUCUUUGCUGUAAGGAAAAGUUAGGAAGUGUACUGUAAACGUAGAAGUACUCAGUCCAACGUGUAAUUCUGUUUGUUCUGGAGAAAGUGAAGUUCUUUUGUCUUAGCACUGCUUGCUUCACAGGAGUUCUCGCAGUGUUACUUGGUAUAAGUUUUGAUUUCUGCCUUUUUUCUUUGAACGGUGUGGAAACGCCAUGUCCUGUACAUCUUUCACUUUUAAAGCUCUUGAAAGAUAAACAGAUGAGGCAACUUG